AUGGAAUAUCAUGCAGCUCCCGGCGAGGACCGUGUGUCGUUGCCUAAUGUCAAACAUCUCCCCACGGUAUCUACUACUGAACUUGAAUCGCCGUCCUCGCCUCAUACUACGAAUUCCAUCCCCGCCUUGACCUACGUAUAUGACCCAUUGCCAGAACAAGGCUGGAUUCGUCUUCUCGUUUUACAUCCGGGCACUGGCCCGCUAUCAUGCCGUCUGGAAAAGUGCAAACUCGAACAGGUGGCAUCAACAUUCGAGGCCCUUUCGUAUGUGUGGGGGCUGCAACAUGAUGGCAUAAACAUCGAAUGCGAGGGGCGCCAGCUAUCGAUCGGACCCAACCUUGCAGCUGCUCUACACCGUCUGCGCGAUAGCACGGAGCCGAGAUUGCUCUGGGUCGAUGCUGCGUGUAUCAACCAACGUGACAAAGAUGAGAAAUCUCAUCAAGUCCGUCAGAUGGGCAACUUGUACGAAAGCGCCAAAAGAGUGCUGAUCUGGGUAGGAGAGGAUACAAGAAAUGAAGCAGGCGAAUGUUUCGCCGUUGUGCAGGACACAGUGAAAAUCCUUGCAGACAUUGCAUCCAAACAUGGUGGCAUUGAGAAAAUCCCUACUGUCACUCAGAACUCGGGAAUCAUCGACCCAAGGCCGGAAAUAUGGGCCGCGGUCCACCGUCUCGUCUAUUUGGAGUGGUUUGAGCGUGUUUGGGUACUUCAGGAGGUGGGGCUUGCCGGAUCUGCGUUAUUGAUUUAUGGCGAGGCUUCUAUGAACUGGAGUUAUCUUGUAGAGUUGAUGUUGAUGAUGGCUUUGCGUGCUGACAUUGGAAGACUUGUUGGCAAUGUGAGGCAUGGCUUGUUCUGGGACGUGUUCGACGACAUAUGGCGGACAUACGAGAAUCCCGUCUCAUGGAGGAAUGAGCUUCCCUUGACCAGAUCCAUGAAUCAAUCAGCUACAUUGCGAAGAUUCAUUGACAUUCUGAAUGACGGGCGGCAAUACAAGGCUACCAAUCCACGAGACCGUGUCUAUGCAUUUCUCGCUCAUCCUAGCGUCAGCGGUCACGAUCAAAAGGGGGCACUGUCAGCCGACUACAAUAAAUCAGUGGACGAAGUAUACCACGACGCUGCAAGACACAUCUUGCUCAACGAUCCUUGCCCCUGGACUCUGCUCUCAUGUGUCGAUCACAUCAUUGAUUCACCGUCACUCAAGGGUGAACGGCCUUCUUGGAUCCCUCGCUGGGAUGAAAAUUGGCGCGUAUACUGGUUCGGAUAUCCCACCAUGUACUACAGAGCAGGUGGUGAUUCAUCGAAGGAAUUCAAAGCAACAGCUUCACCAUCUCUGGGAAUUCUGGAGCUGUCGGGAUUGCUUCUCGAUGACAUUGUUUGGUGCUCGGACAUCCUUCAGAGCGAAGACCUGUUACCUCCGGGACAAAUCAAGAACAGGCCUUUUCAGCUGAUAUGGGGAGAGCUCGAGAAAUUGAGACACGAGGACAGGACUUCGCCAUACGGUAAAACCAGCGAAGAGCGCGAACUUGCUUACAGCCUCACUGUCGUCGCAGGCCGUAACACAGACGAUGACGACGCCGAGUUAGACUUGGCUCUUCACCAAUCCAUCUAUCAACGUUAUAAGGAAGCGAUCUUGUCGGGAGAUGCUCAGGAUACAGUAGAUUCAGAAACCAGCAACGAGAUGAACAGAGAUGUCGUCACGUACAUUACCAAUCAGCGACGAGCUCUUCAUAACAGGCGAUUUUACUUGACCUCGAAAGGAUAUUACGGGAUUUGUCAUAUGGCGGUCGAGGCGGGUGAUGUGUGUUGCGUUUUUGAGGGUGCUAAUGUGCCAUUUGUCUUAAGGAGAGUGGUACAUGUCGACAGCAACGAGGUGAAGACUGAAGGACAAUCCUCGUCGGUCUCGAAUCGGUACAUGCUGAUUGGAGAAUCGUAUAUCCACGGGAUCAUGCAUGGUGAGGCCUCAGGAAUGGCCGAAAAUGGAGACCUCUAUUUUCAAGAGGUUGUCCUGGUAUGA
This is a messenger RNA of Exophiala spinifera, 2010 nucleotides long. RefSeq lists its product as uncharacterized. The transcript has a single exon. The record is from RefSeq and is a predicted model, not a curated record. The coding region runs from base 1 to 2010 and encodes 669 amino acids. NCBI's taxonomy places the organism in Eukaryota, Fungi, Ascomycota, Eurotiomycetes, Chaetothyriales, Herpotrichiellaceae.